This is a messenger RNA of Monascus purpureus, 252 nucleotides long. The record is from the annotation of a GenBank genome assembly. Lineage: Eukaryota; Fungi; Ascomycota; Eurotiomycetes; Eurotiales; Aspergillaceae.
AUGGCUCCAGGAUUGACUCUGGCAUUUAUCGGCUGCGGGAACAUGGGCUCCGCCAUCUUAGGCGGAAUCCUCGACGCAACCCGAUCCGAGUCGGAAACCCCAAGGAUAUCCUCCUUCAUUAUUAGCACCAAGAGCGCCGCAUCUGCAGAACAUCUCCGAACACAGUUCAUCCAGGAUGAAUCGCGGGUUCAAUUCCUCCACUCGCAGAACCUCAAAGCCAUGCAGGAGGCAGACAUAAUCCUUCUCGCGUGA